AUGCGGAUCCAUCUCCACUCUAUCUUCGUGGAUUCGACGGAAACCUCCGGCACGGUGAAUCGCAAAGGACUGUGGAAGGUCAGACGGAAACUCGUCUGUCCCGAACCAGUCACCCAGAUGGUACGUCAGCUUCACGAUGGCAUGACGGAAAGCGUCAAGGAAAAUGGAGUCCUAUCAAAGGCCUUCACAGUAACCAACGGAGUGAUGCAAGGCUGCGUAGUCGCUCCCACCCUCUUCAAUCUCAAGUCAUUUGUCAUUUUGUUGGACGCCUACCGUGACGAACGCCCCAAUUUUCUCGACGUCUACUGGGUGGACGGCCACCUCCUCAACCACCGGCAGAAGCACUUACAGUCACGGGUAUGCCCAUACACUGUCCAUGAACUUCCCUUCGCCGACGACUGCGCUCUCAACAACACCUCCGGAGGGGACAUACAAAGGAGCAUGGAUCUCCUCACCGCCUUCUGCGACAACAUCGCCUUGGUCAUCAACACGGAGAAGAAGAUGGUUAUGCAUCGACCGCCACUCGACGCUACCUACAAUGCACCCCAAAUCAACGCGAACGACGUCCAACUGCAAGUCGUAGACAAAUUUGCCUAUUUGGGCGGCACCCUCCCCGUGGCCCCUAGAUUUCCAAAGCCAGCUAAGUCUUUGGACGUCUGCAAAACCGCGUCUGCAACCGUCACGGUCUCCAUCUCAACACGAAGCUGA
Messenger RNA from Spirometra erinaceieuropaei, 708 nucleotides. NCBI's taxonomy places the organism in Eukaryota, Metazoa, Platyhelminthes, Cestoda, Diphyllobothriidea, Diphyllobothriidae. The record is from the annotation of a GenBank genome assembly.